This is a messenger RNA of Planococcus citri (citrus mealybug), 3600 nucleotides long. RefSeq names its product semaphorin 1a (gene Sema1a). NCBI's taxonomy places the organism in Eukaryota, Metazoa, Arthropoda, Insecta, Hemiptera, Pseudococcidae. The transcript is spliced from 19 exons. The record is from RefSeq and is a predicted model, not a curated record. The coding region runs from base 1073 to 3388 and encodes 771 amino acids. Gene Ontology annotation, molecular function: chemorepellent activity; semaphorin receptor binding. Gene Ontology annotation, biological process: neural crest cell migration; negative regulation of axon extension involved in axon guidance; positive regulation of cell migration.
CCCAAUACAAUGUACAAUAACUUCCGCCCAAUCCCCUCCCAUUAACUCCAGUUUGUUUGGGUAGCUAGUUUACUAGUGUGCGUUUAUCUUUUCAUUAGAGUAUUGAACUCUGAAGUGCGAAGUGAUCUGUUACUUUUAUUAAUUAAUCGGCGAUGAUUGAUGGAUAAAGUAACUUUUGCAAAAUUAAAACUUAAUUGUUCCAUCACUAUUUUGCGUAAAUUUAUAUUCUCUUCGGUAUUGUGAACUUCGUGUUAGAGCAUGUGUUUUUUAUUAAAUUGCAUUCGUGUUGGUGUUUUAAGCAAUUUGUAAUCGUAUGUGUUUUCUUAUUUUUUCUAAACGUAUAUUGUCGUAGUUAUUCGUUGAAAAAAAUAUACUGCAUUCGUACAAAUAUGAUCAAAGAUGUUUCACGAUUCUAACACGUGAUCGAAAGCUUUUUGAAAUUGUAAUUACGAAGAGGGUGAAGACGAAAAAAAAAAAAAUCGCCACGCGCAAGUAUUCAGCGUUGGAGCACGAUGCGGUUGCGCAACUUGUAAAACACAGAGAGAAACAUCGUCUAGCGAAUGGUGAUUGCCCUCAUUUUGAAAAUUUGCAACGUCUAGCACUGUCGCAGAAAUUCUCGAUGCGUUUAUCGCGUUAAAAUUUAUUUAUAUGUUGUUUUUGUUGUUGUUUUAUUAUCGUUAUCCUUAUUCUAAUUAUUAUUGUUAUCGUUGACUUUUUUUUUUUUCAUCGUAAAAAUUAUUUCCCACAGUGAUUUUGCGAUAGAGUGUUUAGUUUAAUGUAAAUUUUUUCUCGAGCUCGUGUUCAUAAUUUUUGUAUCACUUAUUUUAUCGUGUGGUCGUUUUCGUUGCAAAUUUUCGUAUCUAGUAAUCUCGAUUCUCGCAUCUUUGCGGAUUACUUUGAGGAGAAAAAAAUAAGCGAGAAUUCAACGAUAUGUGGCGUCGUCGUACGCGAUUAUAAUAUGCGUUCGCGAUAAUACUCGUACCUGUACUCGAAUCGAAUCAAAUUUGAGAUGAAGAAGUUUUGACGUAGAAUCUGCCCUGUUUAUUCGCAGUAUCUUAUCAUCGUCGUCAUCAUGUCAUCAUCUCUGCUGGCUGUAUAUUUCUUCGUCUUGUUUGUCUGCACUUUACACCAAGGCCAGACUGCUUGGCAAGAUAAUGAACUUGCCAAAAUCAGCGUCGUGUUGGGCAAUCAUAACGUGCACAGAUUCGUCGGAAAUACAACCCACACCGAUUAUUUUAAAUUAGUGGUUCGCGAUGGAAAUUCAUUACUGAUUGCCGGACGUAACGCAAUCUACAAUGUGAGCGCUACGGAUCUUUCUUUACACCAAGUAUUGGAAUGGUAUUCGGAGCAAGAUCCUAUCAAUAUGUGUAUCCUGAAGGGUAAAAAUGAGGAAAAUUGUCAGAAUUACAUUAGAAUCGUUGCGAGAACAGUAUCCGGGAGAUUACUAGUCUGCGGUACGAACUCAUUUAAACCUCUAUGUCGCGAAUACGCUAUUCAGGUCGGAUCUUAUACGAACAUGUUGGAAAAAUCUGGUCAAGCUAUUUGCCCGUACGAUCCUAGACAUAACAGUACCUUCAUCUAUGUCGAUAACGAAUUAUACGCUGGCACGGUGGCCGAUUUCGCUGGUACGGAUCCGAUCAUCUAUCGCGAACCGUUACAAACCGAGCAGUACGAUUCGAUGAGCUUGAACGCUCCUAAUUUCGUGAACGCUCUGACGUUGGGUGAUUUCGUUUAUUUCUUCUUUCGAGAAACCGCCGUCGAAUACAUCAACUGUGGAAAGGCGGUAUUUUCUAGAGUAGCUCGAGUCUGUAAACAUGACCGAGGAGGACCGCAUAGAUUUCGUAACAGAUGGACGUCGUUUUUGAAGUCGCGUUUGAAUUGCUCAGUUUCCGGAGAAUUUCCUUUCUAUUUUAACGAAAUACAAUCAACCAGCGACUGGAUCGUGGGUAAUUAUAGCGGACACGAAGCCCAUCUGGUCUACGGAGUAUUUACCACGCCGGCAAACAGCAUCACCGGUUCGGCAAUCUGCGCGUUUUCACUUCAAGACGUCAGCGACACGUUCGAGGGUAAUUUUAAAGAACAAUCCGAAUUGAAUUCCAAUUGGCUUCCAGUUAUGAGCUCCAAAGUUCCUGAUCCGAGACCAGGUCAAUGUGUUAAUGAUUCCAGAACGUUACCAGAUCUAACUUUGAAUUUUAUUAAAAUGCAUUCGUUGAUGGAUGAAGCGGUUCCGUCGUAUUUCAAGCAGCCUUUGUUUAUUCGUACUGCUGCCGAUCAUAGAUUUACUCAUAUAACCGUCGAUCCUCAAAUUAAAACUGUCGGAAAUAAAGCCUACGAUGUGAUAUUCGUCGGAACAGAUACUGGUAAAGUAGUUAAAAUGGUGAACGCUGCGGCUGCCGAUUCUCGCGAUACUGUCGCGCCAGUUGUCAUCGAAGAAUUGCAAAUAUUCGCUACCAAUGUUUCCGUGCGGAAUUUGAAAAUCGUUCGACCGGAUAUUUCGAAAGAUGGAAGACUGAUUGUUGUAUCAGAUAAUGAAGUGUUGUCAAUUCCAUUGCAUCGGUGUAACGAUAGCAGAAUAACGUCGUGCAGCGAAUGCGUCGCAUUACAAGACCCAUAUUGCGCCUGGGACAAAACAGUCGGCUCGUGCAGAUCAGUCACACCUUUCAAAGGGCCAGAUGAAAAAUUCUUCUUUCAAAACAUCGCCAACGGUGUCCAUCAAGCUUGCCCAGCCACAGGUAAAAUCCUGGACAAACACGCGAGCAAUUUAGGCGGCUUAUCGUCCAAUUUGAAGACUGCAUCGACUUCCAACAGUGGCCGUAGAUCGAAUAAUUUUCAAAACGUCGGCGGCGGCGGUGAAACGGACGACGUUAUCGUGACGGAAGAUAACGGCGGACGUUACUCGAUCAAUAUCUGGUUACUGGCCAUAAUAACUGGCACGCUGGCGGCGUUGGUCGCUGGCUUCGUUGCGGGCUUCGUUUGCGGUCGAAAAUGCCAAAAAGACGACGACGACAACAUUCCGUAUCCGGAUACCGAGUACGAAUAUUUCGAACAAAGGCAAAACGUCAACGUGAGACGUUUGCAAGAGCCGAAAUUAUUACCGCAAGAAGAAGUCACGUACGCUGAACCUGUACUAGUCACGCCGUCGAGUAAAACUUUGAACAGUUCGCCGAAAGGUACGCUGCGUAAACAAGACAAUAAUCUAUUUAGUCAGUUCCAAAAUGGAGAAAAUUAUUACCCUACUUCGGCCGCACAUCCGGCCAAUCGACCCCGUGAUCAUUUCGGAACGUUGCGUUCGCAAAGAGAUUUUGCAAGGAACGACAACGGAUCCGGUUCGCUGGGAUACCGAGAUGGUUUCGGAACGACCAGAAGUGUGAAAAAGGUUUACCUUUGAGACGGAGGGGAGGGGAGGGUAAAAAAAGGAGGAAGUCAUCAUCCGCUCGCCACAGCUACGCCGCCCUCCUCAUCGAUGUCAUCAUCUUCACCCUCUCCUCCAAGCUCGUCGCCUUCGCCGCCUCCAACUCCGCCGCCUUGUAGUUAUAUUUAUAGGUCGUGAACGUGUAUUAUAUAAGUAUAAUACAUAUUUUAUUAUUUUAAUACGUUAAA